Messenger RNA from Nycticebus coucang (slow loris), 4620 nucleotides. It is a transcript of the gene KPNA2, whose product is annotated as karyopherin subunit alpha 2. The record is from RefSeq and is a predicted model, not a curated record. Gene Ontology annotation, molecular function: nuclear import signal receptor activity; protein binding. Bases 1047 to 2561 code for a protein of 504 amino acids. Gene Ontology annotation, cellular component: nucleus; cytoplasm. Lineage: Eukaryota; Metazoa; Chordata; Mammalia; Primates; Lorisidae. The transcript has 15 exons. Gene Ontology annotation, biological process: NLS-bearing protein import into nucleus.
CCUGUCCUGAGUGGCUGCCUAGUGGGCGGCGUCUGUGUAGUGUCUUACCUUGCGGGUUCUUCUCGGACGUUCUUACCGGUAUCUGCACGUUAAGCUCAUCCGGAGAACUUUAAAUUCCAAGCCCUCUUUCCUUUGCUUCCCGCUUUUAACCAACCGUCAUCAAUUGGAUUACCUGUUAUGUGCUGGGGGCUGUUGGAGGAUCUCGGCGUGAACAGGCUUUUCCAUCCCUAGAAAUCUUCAAAAUUGGCUCUCUUCCCUCGGUCAUUCACCUACAUCGGUUUUCUCCCCGCCUGCUCUUUCCCUCCAGAUUAAAGGGAAACUAGACAAACCUGUGAACUCUGAGGCAUCCAGAAGAACUUUUUCAUGAAAACGGAGAUAGUGGCUGGGCUGGGUGUCUCACACCUGUAAUUCUAGCACUCUGGGAGGCUGAAGUGAGUGGAUCGCUUGAGCUCAGGAGUUCAACCUGACCAAGAGGAACCCAUCUCUACUAAAAAUGAAAAAACUGAUGCAAGAGGAUCACUUCAGCCCAAGAGUUUGAGGUUGCUGUGAGGGAGUCUCAGGCUUGCUCAGGCUGGUCUACAAUUCCUGUCCUUAAGAGAUCCUCCUUCGUGGCCUCCCAAAGUGCUUGGAUUACAGGGCUACUUCCACAGAAGCCCACCAAUCUGGAGCAAUCUGCUUCAGCUCAUGCUGACAAAUUAUGCAGAGUUCCUGGCCUUUCUUUUACCUGAUGAGCUGAUCAUCAGAUGCCCCAUGAAGCCUCAGAUGUAGAUCGAGUGUAAGAAGUCAGCUGGAAAUGUCCUGUGACCCCCCCCAACGUGUUUUUCAAAUCCACCAAUGGGCACACAGCUUAGGCUCGAACCAGCCAAUCGGAAUGCGCAGUCACCGGGAAAUUUAAAUCGCCCCGGCCGGCAGCACGAGCCACACCGUGUUCUGCCUGAGCUGCAGUGGACGUUUCCAGGGCAGCGGAGCCAGAUCUUCUGAGUGCUGCACCACCUCCUGUGGAAGCCUGAGCUAGCUGUGCAGCUAUCUCCCUUUGUCUCAUAACCAUGUCCACCAAUGAGAAUGCUAAUUCACCAGCUGCCCGACUUAACAGGUUCAAGAACAAGGGAAAAGACAGUACAGAAAUGAGGCGACGCCGAAUAGAAGUUAAUGUGGAGUUGAGGAAAGCUAAGAAAGAUGACCAGAUGCUGAAAAGGAGAAAUGUAAGCUCUUUUCCUGAUGAUGCUACUUCUCCACUGCAGGAAAACCGAAACAACCAGGGUACUGUAAAUUGGUCUGUGGAUGACAUUGUCAAAGGUAUAAACAGCACCAAUAUGGAAAACCAGCUCCAAGCUACUCAGGCUGCCAGGAAACUACUUUCUAGAGAAAAACAGCCUCCCAUCGACAAUAUAAUCCGAGCUGGUUUGAUCCCAAAAUUUGUGUCCUUCUUGGGUAGAACUGAUUGUAGUCCCAUUCAGUUUGAAUCUGCAUGGGCACUAACUAACAUUGCUUCUGGGACAUCAGAACAGACUAAGGCUGUGGUAGAUGGAGGUGCUAUUCCAGCAUUCAUUUCUCUGUUGGCAUCUCCCCAUGCUCAUAUCAGUGAACAAGCUGUGUGGGCUCUAGGAAACAUUGCAGGUGAUGGUUCAGUUUUCCGAGAUUUGGUUAUUAAGUAUGGUGCAGUUGACCCACUGUUGGCUCUUCUAGCUAUUCCUGAUAUGUCAUCUUUAUCAUGUGGUUACUUACGUAAUCUUACCUGGACACUUUCAAACCUUUGUCGCAACAAGAAUCCUGCACCCCCAUUAGAUGCUGUGGAACAGAUUCUUCCUACUUUAGUGCGUCUCCUGCAUCAUGAUGAUCCAGAGGUAUUAGCAGAUACUUGCUGGGCUAUUUCUUACCUUACUGAUGGUCCAAACGAACGGAUUGAAAUGGUUGUGAAAACAGGAGUUGUGCCCCAACUUGUGAAGCUUUUGGGAGCUACUGAAUUGCCAAUUGUGACUCCUGCACUAAGAGCCAUAGGGAAUAUUGUCACUGGGACAGAUGAACAGACUCAGGUUGUAAUUGAUGCAGGAGCACUUACUGUCUUUCCCAGCCUGCUGACCAACCCCAAAACUAACAUCCAAAAGGAAGCUACAUGGACAAUGUCAAACAUCACAGCUGGCCGUCAGGACCAGAUACAGCAAGUUGUGAAUCAUGGACUAGUCCCAUUACUUGUUGGGGUUCUCUCUAAGGCAGACUUUAAGACACAGAAGGAAGCUGUAUGGGCUGUGACCAACUAUACAAGUGGUGGAACAGUUGAACAGAUUGUAUACCUUGUUCAUUGUGGCAUAAUAGAACCAUUGAUGAACCUCUUAACUGCAAAAGAUACCAAAAUUAUUCUGGUUAUUCUGGAUGCCAUUUCAAAUAUCUUUCAGGCUGCUGAAAAACUAGGUGAAACUGAGAAACUUAGUAUAAUGAUUGAAGAAUGUGGAGGUUUGGACAAAAUUGAAGCUCUACAAAACCAUGAAAAUGAGUCUGUGUACAAGGCUUCAUUAAACUUGAUUGAGAAGUAUUUCUCUGUAGAGGUGAGUAAUGGGUGGUGAUACUAACUUGGGAAAGUACACAUGUAAGGUCAAGCCCAUAAGAUAUUUUUCCCCUCAAGCUUUUCUUUUUUUCUCUCUCUGUUGCAGUGGCAUCAUCAUAGCUCACUGCAUCCUCAGACUCUUUGGCUCAAGCAGUUUUCCUGGCUCAACCUCCUGAGUAGCCGGAGGUGCAUGCUACCACACCCAGCUAAUUUUUCUUUUCUUUUUUUUUUGAGACAGCGUCUCACUGUGUCGUCCUGGGUAGAGUGCAGAGGCAUCACAGCUCACAACAACCUCAGACUCUUGGGGCUUGAGCACUCCUAUGGUAUCAGCCUCCUGAGUAGCUGGGACUUAGAAGCGUGCAUUAUCUGCAGCUAGUUUUUUCUAUUUUUAAUAGAGGUCAGGGUCUCACUCUUGUUCAGACUGGUCCUGAACUCUUGAAACGGUGGCGUCACAGCUCACAGCAACCUCCAACUCCUGUACUCAAGCAGUUCUCUUGCCUCCGCCUCCUGAGUACCUGGGACUACAGGUGCCUGCCAGAACACUGGGCUAUUUUUAGAGUCAGGGUGUCACUCUUUCUCAGGCUGGUCUCAAACCUGUGAGCUCAGGGCAAUCCACCUGCCUCCAACUCCCAGAGUGGUAGGAUUACAGGUGUGAGCCACCUUGUCCAGCCUUGGUCUUGAACACUUAAGCUCAAGGAAUCUGCCCACCUACCUCAUCCUCCAAGAGUGUUGGGAUUACAGGUGUGAACCACUGUGCUCAGUCUAAUUUUUCUACUUUUUAUAAAGUUGAGGUCUCCCUAUUUUGCUCAGGCUGGUCUUGAACUCCUGGCCUCAACUGAUUCCUGCCUUGGCCUCCCAAAGUGCUAGGAUUAUAAGCAUGAGCCUCCUAGCCUGGUCUUGACUUAGUUUUCUUUCUUUUUUUUUUUUUUUUGACUUAGUUUUCUGGUACUAUAGUUGCAUGCCUUAACCAUUCAGACCCUCCCGCUCCCGGGCACUCAUUAUUUUGGCAAAGUUUCAGCAUCCCUCUUUCCCCUUUGUCAAAUAUUAGAAUGUGGUACAGGGUUAAAGGUGAAAUAUGGAGAUGAAGACCUUAAGAAUAAAUACAGACUUCUAGGCAGCCUGCUGCUUAGAGAUGUGCCAUAAUUAUGGGAUUACAUUAUUGUUUUUUGUUUAUUUCCAGGAAGAGGAGGAUCAAAAUGUAGUACCAGAAACUACCUCUGAAGGCUAUACGUUCCAAGUUCAGGAUGGGACUCCUGGGACUUUUAACUUUUAGAUUGUAUAGCUGAGGCACAAAGUUGUCGUGUACUGCGUUUGGUAUAAGUUUGUCUUAACUAUUUCUCUACUACGAACUCUUUUUAAACGUGGUUUGUUAUUGUAGCACUUUUUACAACAAAACUAUACUUGAACAGUUCCAAACUGUACAUACAUACUGUCUGGAGCCUAUCCUCUGAAAGGGUUUCUUAUUUCUAUGUGGAAUUUCAUAUCUUGCAGUGUCCUGUAAAUAAAGAUUAAAGUCUACCCUUUUCUUUACUUAACCAUUCCUAUACAUUGCUUUCUAAUUGGGGGCUUUUAAUGUUGCAAGUGAAGGGUAACCAAACCACCCUGAUGUAACCAGAGGGAAUCUUGGUUGCAUUCAUGUGAUGUGAAAUUUGUGUGAUCAUCAAGGAUGCGGAGGUGAUGACUUUUCCUGCCUGAUUCCCAGUCCUCGCUUUUGGUCUGUGCGGUGUUCCCUCUUGGUAAUAAUGGCUGUUGGCACAUCCAGACGUUACGUCCUCUUCAGUCAGAAAAAAUUUCAAUUUUCACAGAAUAAAGAAUAAGAUUUCUCAGAAGCCCCCACCCAGUGUCUCCUUAAGUCUUCACUGGCCAAGGAGAUGGGCUAAAAAUCUUAGUCUUAAAUCCUGGGACUGUAAGUGGAAUUCACUCCUCCCAAACUUCAUUGCUGAAGAGGUUCCAAGUAAAUCGGCUGCACAUUGGCAUUGCCUGGGAAAUUUUACCCAGAAGUUCUGUCUCGUUCAUGAGGGACAAGGGUCCACAUAUUCGGUCUUUUUUUUUAAUUCCUAAGUGCUCCUGUGCAGUGU